AUGGCCGGCGGCGACGGUGUCGCCGGAGAGUACGAUGGGACUCUGAGCUUCUCCCUGGACGGAAGGGUGCGAUCCUCCAGCUUCGUGCUCCACUACGGGGAGACGGGCUACUCGCCGAUCACUCUCCAGUUCGACCCGUUUGCCCUGACAAAGCUGCAGAAGGACGUCUCGCGCUUCGUGGGUGGAUACCUGGCCAAAGAGUGGGAGGUCAAUGGGCCAGAUAGGAAGAAGCGCUACGAGAAGACGUCGGCACGGGCCCUUGUUGCAGAUGUCCACCAGCAGGAGCUUUCGCCGACAGCUGCGUUUGGGUUUGCGAUGGUAGUGAUGGCGACCGAAGAAAACCUGAAUGACUGCGGUGUUUUCGUGCUGGAGAACAUGUUGCGGUCACUGUCCAUGAAGAAGGAUUUCUUGAAGCAGAUGUCCUCAGCAACGCCGCAAGUGAGCCCUCUACAGCCCUUUACCUCUUCUGCAUGUGUUAAGGAAGACAUGACGGUUGGUCGUGCAGAUGACUUCCACUUGCACCAGAGGCUAGACACAGCAAGUUAA
Molecule: messenger RNA, 546 nt
Organism: Symbiodinium sp. CCMP2592
Lineage: Eukaryota; Dinophyceae; Suessiales; Symbiodiniaceae
Source: the annotation of a GenBank genome assembly